AUGGAUGCAAAAAAUGCUUUUCUCCAUGGUGAUCUCAAAGAAGAUAUAUACAUGACACCUCCUACUGGUUUAUUAUCUUCUUCUACUUUGGAAGAUUUGAUUGCUUUGGCUGGUCUUCAAGAUUCUUCAUCUGUUGAUACUCUUUUAGAACAGCAUCUUGUUGCUUUUAGUGAUGCUAAUUGGGCUAUUUAUCCCAAUACUUAUCGCUCUGUCACUAGUUGGUGUAUGUUUCUUGGGGGUUCUUUGAUAUCAUGGAAGAAUAAGAAGCAACCUAAUCCCACUCCUCUUAAUGCGGAUAACACAAGUGCCAUUCAAAUUGCUACAAAUCUAGUCUACCAUGAGUGUACCAAGCAUAUUAAAGUCAAUUGUCAUUAUAUUUGUGAAGCUAUGGAUACUCGUGUCAUUUCUCUUCCACAUGUUUCCACAUCCGUACUAAUAGCAGUUGUGUUUGUGAAGCGUCUCACUCAACAACAACAUCAGUUUCUUGUUGGCAAAUUGAUGCUUCUUGCUCAACCAGCAUCAAUUUAA
Hevea brasiliensis (rubber tree) is the source of this 528-nucleotide messenger RNA. RefSeq lists its product as uncharacterized. The transcript is spliced from 5 exons. NCBI's taxonomy places the organism in Eukaryota, Viridiplantae, Streptophyta, Magnoliopsida, Malpighiales, Euphorbiaceae. The record is from RefSeq and is a predicted model, not a curated record. The coding region runs from base 1 to 528 and encodes 175 amino acids.